GCUGCGCGCGCGCGCUGCCGGCUGGGCCCCGCCCCUCCCUCCCCCUUCCCGGGCACGCGGGGUGUUCGGGCACCGCAGCCAUGUGCUCCUUAGCGUCGGGCGCUACGGGCGGCCGGGGCGCCGUGGAGGAGGACGAGGAUCUGCCCGAGCUGUCAGACAGCGGUGACGAGGCCGCCUGGGAGGACGAGGACGAGGCCGAGCUCCCCCACGACAGGCCGCAGACCCCAUGCCUGUUCUGUGACAGGUUAUUCACAUCUGCUGAAGAAACAUUUUCACACUGUAAGACAGAGCAUCAAUUUAAUAUAGACAGCAUGGUCCAUAAGCAUGGACUUGACUUUUAUGGAUACAUUAAACUAAUAAACUUUAUUAGGCUUAAGAAUCCCACAGUUGAGUAUAUGAAUUCCAUAUACAACCCAGUGCCUUGGGAGAAAGAAGAAUAUUUGAAGCCAGUAUUAGAAGAUGACCUUUUACUUCAGUUUGAUGUAGAAGAUCUCUAUGAGCCUAUGUCUGUCCCAUUCUCGUAUCCCAAUGGACUCAGUGACAGUACAUCUGUUGUUGAGAAAUUGAAACACAUGGAAGCCAGGGCGCUAUCUGCCGAAGCUGCAUUAGCUAGAGCACGGGAGGAUCUGCAAAGAAUGAAACAAUUUGCUCAGGAUUUUGUGAUGAACGCAGAUGUCAGAACCUGCUCGUCAUCUACUGCCAUUGCAGACCUCCAGGAGGAUGAGGAUGGUGUUUAUUUCAGCUCCUACGGGCAUUAUGGGAUACAUGAAGAAAUGCUAAAGGACAGAGUACGAACAGAAAGCUACAGAGAUUUUAUAUACCAAAAUGCACAUAUCUUCAAAGAUAAGGUAGUUUUGGAUGUUGGGUGUGGAACUGGAAUUCUGUCUAUGUUUGCUGCUAAAGCUGGAGCAAAGAAAGUUCUUGGAGUUGAUCAAUCCGAAAUUCUUUACCAGGCGAUGGAUAUAAUAAGACUAAAUAAACUUGAAGAUACUGUUACGCUAAUUAAAGGCAAGAUUGAAGAAGUUCAUCUUCCUGUAGAUAAAGUGGAUGUUAUUAUAUCCGAGUGGAUGGGCUAUUUUCUUCUUUUUGAGUCUAUGUUAGAUUCUGUUCUUUAUGCAAAGAACAAAUACUUGGCAAAAGGAGGAUCGGUCUACCCUGACCUUUGCACCAUAAACCUGGUGGCAGUGAGUGAUGUGAAUAAACAUGCUGAAAGAAUCGCUUUCUGGGAUAAUGUCUAUGGCUUCAACAUGUCCUGCAUGAAGAAAGCAGUUAUUCCAGAAGCUAUUGUGGAAGUGUUGGAUCCAAAGACUCUUAUUUCAGACCCUUGUAGUAUUAAGCAUAUAGAUUGUCUUACCACAUCUAUCUCAGAUUUGGAAUUUUCUUCAGAUUUUACCGUGAAGAUCACAAAGUCAUCCAUAUGCACUGCAAUCAUUGGCUACUUUGACAUAUAUUUUGAGAAGAAUUGCCGUAACAGGGUCAUGUUCUCCACGGGCCCCCAGAGUACCAAAACACACUGGAAACAAACAGCAUUUCUACUGGAAAAGCCAUUUUCAGUUAAAGCAGGUGAAGCCUUAAAAGGAAAGAUCACAGUUCACAAGAAUAAGAAGGAUCCUCGUUCUCUUAUUGUGACCCUCAUGUUGAAUAACUCAACUCAGACUUACAGUCUUCAAUGACAAAGCCAUGCAUGCACAGCUAGCUUGCAGGUUUAAUGUGGGGGUAGGGCCAGUAGUAGAUGGGAGACAGCAGGUUUUGGAUAAGGACGUGGAAGAGAUAGGAGGUAGUUCAGCUGAGGACAAGGACCAAGUGAGUGCUUCAUAGUAAUCCCAUUCUUAGAGGUCUGCUCAGCCAGAUUUAAGCAAGUGUUAGCCCCCUCUUGAGUUGCUAUAUUGAAAAUUGUCUAAAUUGGCUUAUAUUUGGAGCAGUGAUAAUUCUUUGUUUUUUAUAAGCUUCUUACUAGAAAUUUUAAUAACAAUUGAUUAGUUUUUAGAUAACAGUUUCCUAAAUUCAUAGCACAAUCAAGUACCCAUUUUAUUGACCAUUUCCUUUGUAAUAAGGAAUAACUUUUAGCAGUAUUUUUGCUAGACUAUCAGGAUAUAGUAGACAGCAAGUGUAAGGAACUGGAAGCAGCCUUCUACAAACUGCAUUU
Molecule: messenger RNA, 2146 nt
Organism: Dipodomys spectabilis (banner-tailed kangaroo rat)
Lineage: Eukaryota; Metazoa; Chordata; Mammalia; Rodentia; Heteromyidae
Gene: Prmt3
Product: protein arginine methyltransferase 3
Exons: 16
Coding region: 81-1673 (530 amino acids)
Biological process (GO): peptidyl-arginine methylation
Cellular component (GO): nucleus
Molecular function (GO): protein-arginine N-methyltransferase activity
Source: RefSeq, a predicted model, not a curated record